Molecule: messenger RNA, 1604 nt
Organism: Sipha flava (yellow sugarcane aphid)
Lineage: Eukaryota; Metazoa; Arthropoda; Insecta; Hemiptera; Aphididae
Product: UPF0183 protein CG7083
Exons: 9
Coding region: 181-1458 (425 amino acids)
Biological process (GO): Golgi to plasma membrane protein transport
Cellular component (GO): trans-Golgi network
Source: RefSeq, a predicted model, not a curated record
UUAUUAUUAUAUUAUUAUUAUUACUAUGAACGUCAUUUAAAAGGUUAAUCGGAUUUCGCACGAUUUUCUAUUUCGUUUACCUUCAGAUCCCGUUGUCCUAGAAAUUAUGGCAUAACUGCCCCAACGUUUCGUCGAUCCGUGCGUAGUGUUCAGUGCUUUAAUUUGUACGUAGUUUGAAAAAUGUUAACGUUGGACGUCGUUCCUGAAAGGUCUCUGGGAUGCGAACAAUGGGAAUUCGUUCUGGGUAUGCAUUUUUGUCAAGCUGUUGCAAUAAUUCAGUCUCAAGUUGGCAUUAUAAAAGGGGUUCAAGUUUUGUAUAGCGAUAAGAACCCUUUAGAUAUUGAUCUCAUAUUAGACCUUCCUCAAGAUGGUAUUCGAUUUAUAUUUCAUCCUGUAUUUCAACGAUUAAAAAUGAUUGAAAUAGUUAACCUGAAAAAUAUUAAACUGAAAUAUUGUGGUAUGGUGUUCAAUGCUCCAGAAGUGAUGCCUACCAUACAACAAGUAGAACAUACGUUUGGUGCUACUCAUCCUGGUGUUUUUGAUGCUGAAAAACAGACAUUUACAUUAAAUUUCCGAGGAAUUUCAUUUUGUUUUAAUGUUGAUUCAAAAUUUCAAGCUGGUAGUGCUCAGUGUGGACUAGGAUCUUUACAGUUUGCCAGUGGAGCUUCUCCAAAUGUUAGUCGUGUACUUAUAUUCUCUGGAAGUCCGCUUCCUGGUCAAGAUAUACUAAAUGUUCCAUGUCACCCUUUAUCAUGUUAUAAAGGGUUAACUUAUUUGGAACGAUUAGAAGUGCAAAGAGAUCAUACCAAUACAAAAAGUUUUAUGAUUCAAUUGUAUUUGGAAGGUUCAGGUUCAAACCGUGGUCGUAAAGUGUAUCAUAAUCGUGAAAUUUAUUUUGGAAUGUCAUGUCAAGAUGUUACUUCUAUGUUAGGUACCCCAUCACAAGUCUUUUAUAAAUCUGAGGAUAAAAUGAAAAUACAUUCUCCAAAUGUUCAUAGACACAUAUCUGUUCCUAGACGAUCAGACUAUUUUUUCAACUAUUUUACCUUAGGAUUUGAUAUACUUUUUGAUGCCAAAACACAUAAGGUUAAAAAAUUUAUUAUACACACUAAUUUUCCUGGUCAUUAUAAUUUUAAUAUUUAUCAUCGAUGUGAAUUUAAUAUUACAUUAAUUUCUGAAAAAUCAAAAUGCAAUUUAUCUAAUGAUUGUAAAAAAUAUAAUGAUAAAAAAGCAAAACCAAUAAUUGUAAAUACAUUUACCAAAUGGGAUGAAAUAUCUGAAAGAUUUAAACACAGUGAAAGACCUGUUGUAUUAAAUCGUGGAUCAUCUGAAAAUUCUACUAAUCCAUUUGGAUCAACAUUUUGUUAUGGUUACCAAGACAUGGUUUUUGAAGUUAUGCAAAAUCAGCAUAUUGCUUCUAUUACAUUUUAUAAAAAUGACACUGCAGAUGAAGUAUGACAAAAAUUAGACGCCACAUCAUAUCCAGUGGCUGUUAUGUUCUUAUAAUCAAAGUCUCUGCCCAUGACCAACAGUAUUUACAUAUUUUUUAAAAAUGUGUUGUAUAAAAAAAUCUUGGAUCUAUCAAAAAAAUAAAAAUAAAUUAU